Molecule: messenger RNA, 942 nt
Organism: Echinostoma caproni
Lineage: Eukaryota; Metazoa; Platyhelminthes; Trematoda; Plagiorchiida; Echinostomatidae
Source: the annotation of a GenBank genome assembly
AUGUUCGUCGUUCAUCGCGACUAUCGUUAUGGCUACGACGUGUUACACAUAGGGGAACCCCCUUCUAACUGUGUUUGCUGUUUGACUUUUGUAUUCGGUACAUGCACACACAUUCUGAAAUCGUGGAUUGGUCGACAGCGAGAGAAAGUCGGCUGUCACGUCUCGUUCCCUCUGAUCCUGGAUCUGUCCAAUUACAUGUUGACGAGCACGAACCAGUCCGAAUGUACUAGAUCGCAUACACACGCGGCAUCCUAUCACGUGGAUGGUGUGGUUAAUCAGCCUGGUUCUCAAACCACCAGCCUAUCCGGAACCGAGUCUGCGCUCGUGUCCGCUAAUCCACCUGAUGACGAUUCCAAGCCGAAUCAUUCAAUGCCACGACGAUUCCUCUAUCAUCUGACCGGUGUGAUCGUCCAUCAUGGUCGAGGAUUCCAGUCCGGACAUUAUACAGCCUAUUGUCUAAACGAUCAACCAGAAUGUUGGCUCAAUUGUAAUGAUGCUAAUGUCACUCUCUGCGACUUCAGUGAGGUGGCCGCAGCCCAGGCGUAUUUGCUGUUCUAUUCCGAACUGAUGCCCACUACCCCGUUCCCACCCUGGUUCAAUGGUCCACCACACGAUGGGGUUUUGAAACGCUGUCAGUCCAAUCAAUCUCUGGGUCGUUCAUCCCAAGACUCUGUGGCGUCCACUUCCGGAACAAUCACACAAUCUGGAUCGAACGAAUUGAAAACUUCCAGCGGUAUAAAACGUGCUGUUUCCACACCGUCACACUCACUUCAGUUGCGCAGUGCACAGUCCAAACGAUCUACAGUCCAGCACAUCACGACUGCAAUCAGUGAACCCGUGCCACAGACGGUUGGAAUUGCUGCUACUUCCGAGACAGUUGGGGGUCUCGGUAGAUCCCGAAGUAGUUCACGGCGGUCUGCCACACCGGAUGUUCCACUGUAA